AGAGACAUAUUUUCUGUAUUGAGAAGUUCUGCAGCAUUUCAUGCACUUCAGGAACUGUUCACUAGUCAUGUGAGGAAACUGGGCGGUGUGGAUGUGAUAGCAGCACUGGAGUCUAGGGGUUUCCUGUUCGGCCCCACACUAGCUCUGGAGCUUGAUUUGCCAUUUGUUCCUAUCCGGAAGAAAGGCAAGCUCCCUGGGAAAGUCAACCAAGUUGCUUUUACACUAGAAUAUGGGAUUGAUACAUUUGAGAUACAAACAGAAAGUAUUCUUCCUAGUCAAAAAGUGGUGCUACUGGACGACCUGCUGGCCACUGGAGGCAGUUUGGCAGCAUCGUGUCAGUUGAUUACACAACUUGGGGCCGAGGUUGUGGAGUGUCUCGUGGUCAUAGAAUUGACAGAUUUGAAAGGCCGAGACAAAAUUCCAGCUCCUGUACAUUCUUUCAUUCAAGAGACAGAAAGCUAGUCAGUAGAGAUAUUCAGUCAGUUUAGUCAGUAAUAAUUUUACAUUCCACAAUUUGUGAUAUUGUAAGUUUUUGGUGCAUUCAAAAUAUCAACUGAAGUGACUAACACUAAGUCAGGUUAAUAUAAUAUAAGACAAUAUUAACUUUUUAAUAACACUAUUAGGUCUGUAGUUACCAUUUUUUAACUACUACAUUGUAACUCAUUUUAAGAUUUUUUAUUGUAUCAUUUACCUCUUUCUGAUCCAUUCCAUUGUUAUUAUGAGUCUAAUUUUUUUUAUUUACCAUGAUUUCAUUUUACUAUUUGAACAUGUAUACUGAAUGAACACUUAUAAAAGUC
Homalodisca vitripennis (glassy-winged sharpshooter) is the source of this 797-nucleotide messenger RNA. It is a transcript of the gene Aprt, whose product is annotated as adenine phosphoribosyltransferase. The annotation marks the transcript as partial. Gene Ontology annotation, cellular component: cytoplasm. Gene Ontology annotation, biological process: adenine salvage; AMP salvage. The transcript has 3 exons. The record is from RefSeq and is a predicted model, not a curated record. Gene Ontology annotation, molecular function: adenine binding; AMP binding; adenine phosphoribosyltransferase activity. Lineage: Eukaryota; Metazoa; Arthropoda; Insecta; Hemiptera; Cicadellidae.